UAUGAUCCCCAGUUCUGAGAAGUGAAAUUUACGGUGGGAAAAAGUGAAUUGAGAGAUGCAUCAAACUGAUCAAAUUGGGCGGGUUUACGAGGGUUUUCCUGCCAUUGGAUUUUCAAGGUUGAGUUCAAGAUCUCUUCAAAUAUACGUCAACGUCGUGAUCAGCAACAACUCGGUAUAAAUUCAGUCGCAGUGAUGCACAUGAAGGCAUCACGAGAAGUGAAUUAACAUUAAAAAAUGAAGUUUUUUGGGUUCCAUUGGAAGAUACUCCACAUUGUAGUAUUAUUUCUGGCCACCAGACCUCAAGUAAUUACCCAAAGUGUCUCUUCUCCAGCGACGGAGGCGACAGACCCUCCGUCAAGUCCAACUGCUUCAGUGACUGUUUCCCCGUCAACCAGUAGUUCACCCAUAACAACAACUACACUGGCGACUACAACAAUAACAACAAUAGGAACUACCCCUGCCUCUCUCUGCUUGGGACCAGGUCGUUUCCAAAACACCACUGACACAACCUGCAGGAGUUACGUCCUCUGCAGUCUGAACAGCGAUAGAACCGCCUUCAUCGCAUACCCUCUGAAGUGUCCAAAAGAUUAUCUCUUCAAGCCCUUAGUCGCCACAUGUGUGAGACCUACCCUAUACACAUGUUCAAUAAAAAAAUGAAUCUCCAAUG
Diachasmimorpha longicaudata is the source of this 667-nucleotide messenger RNA. Its product is annotated as mucin-5AC-like. Gene Ontology annotation, molecular function: chitin binding. The record is from RefSeq and is a predicted model, not a curated record. Lineage: Eukaryota; Metazoa; Arthropoda; Insecta; Hymenoptera; Braconidae. The transcript has 3 exons. The coding region runs from base 235 to 657 and encodes 140 amino acids. Gene Ontology annotation, cellular component: extracellular region.